AUGCAAUUCUUUAAGUCAAUCUCCGUUUUAGCUUUAGCUGCACAAGCCAUGGCAGGUUUAUCGCAAUAUCAAUUCUUUGCAAAAACUGAUAACAAAGAUUUAGAUGGACAUGGAUUGUACUACAUCCACGAAGGUGCUGCUAUCAAUUACUAUUUCCUUUCAAACAGUACUGAUCCUUCUUCUGCUUCUGUUGUUACCUAUGAUGACGAAACGCAAGAAUUUUACUACCAAGUUAGUCCUCAAAUCAAAUUUGUCUUCACUGUCCUGGGCGGUAUUUUGCAGUUGAGUGCCGGUGAACCAUUAAAGGCUUCAAUUGGAGAUGAUGGUAUCGUUUCCUUCAAUGGUAGUGAAUUGUUGAGUGUGGUGAAGAACAUCAAUGAUCCAUAUGGAUACUCCAAGGAUAAUUUUGCUGUUACUGUCAAAGAUGAUCAUGGAGGUAUUCCAAUUAGUAUUGAAGCAAGAAAAUACCAGUCUUAA
Molecule: messenger RNA, 477 nt
Organism: Lodderomyces orthopsilosis Co 90-125
Lineage: Eukaryota; Fungi; Ascomycota; Pichiomycetes; Serinales; Debaryomycetaceae
Exons: 1
Coding region: 1-477 (158 amino acids)
Source: RefSeq, a predicted model, not a curated record